AUGUCAUCAUUGAAAAAGCUGUUCAGACGCAAGAAGGCCGUUAGCUCUCAAAGUCUGCCGGAAACGAGAUCUCCCCUGGCUUCCGAGGCCGCAGGAUCGGAACUGAAGGUGCCUCAGUCUGUGCCUUUGUCAGGCACGAGAACGUACUCCGAUUCGCUUCGGAACUCCAGGAACCCGCGCAGGAGCGUGACUCCAGACUCCAAAAGGCUCUCCUCGCUGCCCACCACCUUCUUGAGACAAGGAAACAAUCCCACACCUCGUUCCCUGUCGCUGGGAAACUCAAUCACAGAUCCCUCAGAAAAUAUAGCCAAACUGCCAGAAGAACUGGUGCCGGUGGUCACUCUUCUCCACGCGCAGCAGGCUCGCUUGUACUGCGAGAUGAACGUCCGAGUUCCUGUCGAGGAUGACCAAGUAUCCACCUCCGUUUCAAAAAUGUCGUGGACUUGUGUCAGUGCAAAAUUGAGCGGAACAGAGCUGGCAAUCUGGGAAGUCGACUCCAUCACGGCACAGGAACUUCGAAACGACGACAAUGGCGGCUUCAAGCCCGUCUACAUCAACCUGUUAGACGCUCAGUACGUGUACCUUAGCGAGGGCGACAUACACGAAAUAAAAAUUAUUCUCACAGAGUCCAAAGCGUACCUGCUGAGGUUCGACUCCAAGAACGAUCUCGACUACUUUUAUGCCGCGCUUCUACUGGCUCAGUUUGAAAACAGACAGCUUCAAGAGAGCUUCACCGGUGCCCUUUUUUCCAGCAAAGCAAUCCAUUUUUCAGAUAUCCGUACACUACUUGCCCCUUCGAACAAUAACCUAAAAGAAGAAUGGUGUGUUUUACGGUUCCCAUUUUUAAACGACAAAUGGAUCCGGUGCUAUGUGGUGGUAACCCCCAACGUGGGUUCGAAGAAACCGGGUAACGUGAAGAUAUACACUUCGACGUCCAAGAAUAAAAAGCAUCUGUUGGCUUCGAUCAAAAACGCCCGGUCGUGCGUGGCAAUGUACCCGGAAAAUCCCGAGUUCAUCGAUAACAACUCGCUGAUCCGCCUGAACGGCCAAAUAUACAUCAACCAGCAGCUGCUCGAGAAAGUGGUCUCUGGCAAGGUGGACACGUCCGCCCACGGCCAUUCGCGCAGCAGGUCGGGUUCGGGAGUUGUCAGGAAGCUGUCGAACUCGUCGCUGAUCUCGGCAAGAAAUAGAGACAUGCAGAAAUCGCCUAAUCACUCGCGUUCCGGCUCGCUGCAGAAGGCCGGUCUGCACAAGAGAGUGAGCUCCACGCUCUCAAUGGACUCUGGCAAGAAGAAAAUCGACCUCAAGGAAGUGGACUUCGUGUACCUGAUCCCCGAGUCGCAUUCUGCAGUCAAGCCCACAGAGAUCAUGAUCAGACUGCUGAUUCCGCUGAUGAACUCGUUCAGACUGUAUGGAAGACCUAACAAAUUCAUCUCCAGCCGCGACAACCGAGACUCGUUGCUCUUCGGGCUGCCACAGCUACCACAUACCCAGUACCUGGAUACCGAGCUCGCAUACCAGCUGGUUUCCCUCAACAUUGCCAACUCGCUGGCCGAAGAAUGGAGUGGUUGGGACUGGAUGCAAGUGUUCAAGGAGAUGGUGUUCCAUAAGAUGUCUACGGGAUGGCAAGGCUCUGGCUCGCUCAUCGAGACGUUCAAGGACGGCAUGGUAUACAGCAAGGCGAAAUUGGAGGAGUACGAGAACUUUGACGACAUGUUCGACGAUCCUAUCGAGGACUUUGUGGAUUUGGCAGACUCCAGGUCCGACUCUCUGGAACUGAUCCCACCUCCUAGUUUGACCAGCCCCUUGGUACACCAGCACGACUCGCCCCAGAGCAAUUACUACAACGCCGUCGAGAGCCCGAACCUCGACUCCUACGACCGCGUAGCUCCCCCGACCGUGCCGGCCUGA
Molecule: messenger RNA, 1911 nt
Organism: Ogataea angusta
Lineage: Eukaryota; Fungi; Ascomycota; Pichiomycetes; Pichiales; Pichiaceae
Exons: 1
Coding region: 1-1911 (636 amino acids)
Source: RefSeq, a predicted model, not a curated record